UUAAAAAACAAAAACAUAAGAUUCAUAGCAAAAAAUUAUGCAGAUGAAAUUGUUGUUGUGGAUGGUGGUGAUGAUGGUCAUAUUGCCAUCUUCUACCGUUACAGCAAGUUCAAAUAUUUCUUUAGAAAACUGCCCACAAACAUGUGGAAACGUUAGCGUUCCUUUCCCUUACGGAUUUGGCCGUCCUGAAUGCGCCAAAAACUCAUCCUUCCUGCUUGAAUGCAACCAGACCGGCAGCCUCUUGUUUGGCGACAUUUCAGUUUCCGAUAUAUCAUUGGAAAACGGCACCAUCACCGGACUCAUUCCCUCUGCCUACGCGUGCUACGACCAGAACGGUAGUUUGUCGACAAAGACUAUGGGGAGAGUCUUAUUCAACGGAAGCUCUUGCAUCAUAUCCCCCACCCACAACAGGUUUAUUGGCUUGGGCUGCGACACGAUGGCCAUGAUGAUCGACGAAAAAGGAAGGCUCAGAAGUGGGUGCAACACCUUCUGCUAUGACCGUGCAGACAUCAAGAACGACGGUUCUUGCUCCGGUUUCGGAUGCUGCCAGACCUCCAUCCCCAAGAACCUCCACCAAUUGAAAAUUAAUGUUACCAGUGCUUAUAAUCACAAAGAUGUUUUGGAUUUCAAUCCGUGCAGUUAUGCUUUUGUGCUUGCAAACUCCUUCAAUAUAUCGGAAAUAGACUUCCCUCGGUUCCUUGAUUAUCCGGAUACUGCUCCAAUGUGGCCUGUGGCGUUUGAAUGGGUGAUCGGAGAUCACCAAGGCUGCCAAGAUUAUUGCGGCCCUAAUGCUGAAUGCUAUUACUCCGACACUGGUGGUGGAUUUCGUUGUUCGUGCAAGCCAGGAGCUUCAUCCGUCCCUGUGCAAUAUAUUGAUGAGUGCAAAGAACCAAACAAGUAUCCUUGCCAUGGAACUUGCCAGAAUACCAUCGGGUCCUACACUUGCGAAAACAAAACAACCUGGCUUAUGAUUUUGGGUAGCUGUCUCGGGUUGACAGUAGUUUGUUUAGUUAUUGGUGCAUGGUGGUUGUCCAAAUUGUUAAAGAAAAGAAGGAAAUUGAAACUUCGAAGCCAGUUCUUCAAACAAAAUGGAGGCUUAUUAUUGCAGCAACAAUUGUCUUCAACUAAGGGUAAUGUUGAAAAGACCAAAAUAUUUAGUAUCGAGGAGUUGAAAAGGGCAACUGAUAACUUCAACAAGAAUAGAAUACUUGGUCAAGGAGGUCAAGGUACUGUUUAUAAAGGAAUGUUGGUUGAUGGAAGAAUUGUCGCAGUUAAGAAGUCCAAAGUAUUGGAUAAAGAGAAAGUUAAAGAUUUCAUCAAUGAGGUGAUCAUUCUGACACUGAUUAAUCAUAGAAACAUUGUUAAGUUAUUAGGAUGUUGUUUGGAAACUGAAGUUCCUUUGCUAGUUUAUGAAUUCAUCCCUAAUGGAACACUUUUUCAAUACAUACAUGAUAAGAAUGAGGAGUUUCCAUUAUCUUGGGAAAGACGGUUAACAAUUGCCUUAGAAGUUGCAAUUGCCCUUUCCUACUUGCACUCGGCAGCCUCCACUCCCAUUUAUCACCGAGAUGUCAAGUCCUCAAAUAUUCUACUAGAUGAAAAGUAUAGGGCAAAAGUUUCAGACUUUGGGACAUCAAGAUCAAUUGCUGUUGAUCAAACUCAUUUGACCACAAAUGUUCAAGGCACAUUUGGGUACUUAGACCCUGAAUAUUACCGAUCAAGUCAAUAUACAGAAAAAAGUGAUGUUUAUAGUUUUGGAGUUGUCCUUGUUGAGCUCUUAACUGGAGAAAAACCAAUUUCUUUAGAAAAGGCAGAAGAUGAAAGAAGUUUGGCCUCUCAUUUCAUUCUUUCCAUGGAAGAGAAUAACCUCUUUAACAUUCUUGAUGCUCGAGUUAAGGAUAGUUCUGCACCUGAAGAACUUAUAAAGGUCGCUAAACUUGCAUAUAGAUGCUUAAGCUUGUGUGGUAAAAAGCGGCCAAGGAUGACAGAAAUUGCUAUGGAGUUGGAGCAAAUUCGUUUUUUGCAAAACAAUUCAAAUGGUCGAAAAAAUCAUGAAGAGAUUACAUGUGUUGAAACUGAAGUAACCAAAUACUGGAAUGUUGCCCCAGGAGCUUCUACAGAUACAGAAUCACUAUUUUUAAGUGAAUCAGAAGGAUCCUAAGAAAAGAGAAUGAGCUCAAAUGUCAUAUGAUAGUGGCAGAUAUAUUAAGAUUUUGUAUAGUAUAACUGUAGGUUUUUUUUUUAUUAUUAUUUUAGUUUUGUUAAAUUUUGUAAAUUAAAAAAAAAACCUCAUU
Molecule: messenger RNA, 2291 nt
Organism: Rubroshorea leprosula
Lineage: Eukaryota; Viridiplantae; Streptophyta; Magnoliopsida; Malvales; Dipterocarpaceae
Source: the annotation of a GenBank genome assembly